AUUUGCCUCUCUAUCGCUUUUACAUAUUUUAAACUGAGCGGUCGUCGCGGCAGAUAGUCGAUUAUUUAGUUGCGCAUUAUUUGGCUGUGUAUUAACCGGAUUGUCAACAUCGUAUGAAAUUGACACUUCGUCAAAUGUCCAUCUCUCUGAUCUCUCGGCAAUUCUUUAUUUAUUUCGUUAAUAAAAAUUAAAAAGAGAGUUCUUAUAAAUUAAAUAAACCAUCAGCAUGACGGUGAAACCGCGAGACGUACCAGAUAAUGACGAUGACCCCGUCGAAAGCAUGCUGAAGAAAACCGGAUGCCUUGAAUUACAUUAUAAAGUGCAGGAGUGCAUAGCCACCACAAAGGACUAGAAAUGUCAAGCACAAGUUGAAGAGUUUCGGUAUUGCAUCGGCAAGCACAAAAAAAAUGAGGAAAUGGCCAAUGCUAAGAAAUAAUUCAAGGUCUAUACCUAAAGCAAGCUUGGUUCUUCAUACAGACAUAUUUUAAUAUAUUAUAGAGGUAUAUGCUAUAAUUAUGUAACUAAUAGCUAGAUUGCUCUGAAACUUUGUACAUAUACAUACAGUACAUUAACAUAUGUGAUUAGGGUAAGAUACCGUAGUUUAAAAAAUACAAAAAAUAUUUUCAUACAAAUUUUGUAUUUUAUUUUGUUUGUUUCGUUAGCUGAAGCAUUUAAACAUUUUAGUUCUAAGACAUACCUCAUGUCUUUGUAUAGGUUCAUUAUAGUCCAACAGUUACUUUUAUAAUUAAUGAAAUUCAGCCGAGCUUGCCAAAGACCCUAAGCCGAUACAGUGGCAUGGCACUGCUAACAUCAAAUUUCUAUGAUUAAUUGACUUAGGUACAUCACCUUGAUACUAACCUUACCCUCGGUUACGUUUUAUGUGCUUAUUUAUAACUUAAUUUGCUGUAAAAUAAUUUAUGUACUUACCAAAGAAUUAUUUGAAAAGUA
This is a messenger RNA of Leguminivora glycinivorella, 948 nucleotides long. Its product is annotated as cytochrome c oxidase assembly factor 4 homolog, mitochondrial. The record is from RefSeq and is a predicted model, not a curated record. Gene Ontology annotation, biological process: mitochondrial respiratory chain complex IV assembly. Lineage: Eukaryota; Metazoa; Arthropoda; Insecta; Lepidoptera; Tortricidae. Gene Ontology annotation, cellular component: mitochondrial intermembrane space.